This is a messenger RNA of Calliphora vicina (urban bluebottle blowfly), 5104 nucleotides long. Its product is annotated as SP2353. NCBI's taxonomy places the organism in Eukaryota, Metazoa, Arthropoda, Insecta, Diptera, Calliphoridae. The transcript has 16 exons. Bases 36 to 4514 code for a protein of 1492 amino acids. Gene Ontology annotation, molecular function: calcium ion binding. The record is from RefSeq and is a predicted model, not a curated record.
UAGCAACAACAACACACUAAAAGUAUUUUACAAAAAUGAGAAAAACAAAGGAUAAUAUGCUGAUGCAUGGUUUUAUAUUGGUGACUAUUUUGGCAACAGCCAAAAGUGCCGAAGCGGAAAUUACAAUGGAGGCUGCUUUUCAAGGACACUGUGGUCAUACAAGUCCCUGUGAACAAUUGUGUUACGAAAUCCAUGAUGGCAUGUACGAGUGUGAUUGCAUCGAAGGUUAUGAACUCAAUAAAAACGGUUAUAGCUGUCAAGUGAUAAAUUCAAGUGGCAGCGGUGAUGGUCAUAGCAAAUCUGAUGAAGAUGUGUUGUACCAGAAGGGAGCUUCAUUUAGUGCCAAGUUGGCCAAUAACGAUAACAAUGAUGAUAAUCAUCUAACGGCGGGUUAUUCAUCGUCCUCAGCUUUAGGUUCGUCAUCUUCCCUUACGGGUGAAUCGGGCGAAGAAGAUGAAAUGGAUGAUUCAAAUUAUCUAAGUGACGAUUUGGAUGCACUGAAUCAAAGGCAAAAUCAAAAUUCCAAUGAUUAUUACAUAUCAAACGAAAGUAGUGGUGGCAUCGAUGCCGGUUACGAGCACAACAAUCCCGUUUUAAUAGAACAACCACGACGUGUGGUGACCAUGUCAACCACAAAACCUUUAAAUCUGCUGCUUUAUCGUUACCGGCAAAGGGACCAAAAUUCAAUGGCUGCCAGUUCAACCGCAACUACGACAUCAUCUCCUUUUGCUGCAGCAGCAGCCACAGCGACCACCAGCUCCACCACAAUGGAUGGGUUUUUGAAUGGCAAUAUUGAUGAUUUAGAUGAUUACUAUUCAAAACAGGACAUGUCAGUUUACGAUGAUGUCAACAACAAUCAAUUAAAUUUAAGACCUAUCAGUCACCCAACAUAUCAACAACAGAAACAACAAGCAACAUUCAAGAAUAGCGAUCAACAACAACCUUUGGUAGCACAAACAAAUAGCAUUGUUGCUACAGAUCAACUGCAACAACAAUAUCACACAAAUAUAAUACUACAAACUGCCACGAGUGCACAACUACCACUGCAACAAUCUAAUAUGAAUGCCACAACAAGUGGCAUGAACAAAAUAUCAACAAACAUAUCGUAUAAUAUAAGUUCGUCAGAAACAAAUGAAAUUUGUAAUUUAGAAUGUGGUACAGAUGGCAUAUGCGAUAAUACAGAAGGAUCUAGUCGCUGUCUGUGUCCUUUUGGCAAAACUAACAACAAUUGUGCUGAAGAUCUCAAAGUGAGAGUACCAAAAUUUUCUAAACAUUCAUGGCUGGCCUUUCCCGCCUUAAGAGGAGCUUACAAACACGUACAAUUACGUAUAGAAUUCCGUCCUGAAUCAUUUAAUGGUAUAAUAUUGUUAAGCGGAGAACGAGACGAUUUAACGGGAGAUUUUAUGGCUCUAUUGUUAAAUAAAGGAUUUGUGGAAUUUUGGUUCGAUUGUGGCAGUGGAGCAGGCAGUGUACGAUCUCGUGAAACUAUACUAUUAAAUGAAUGGAAUUCAGUGAUUAUCUAUCGACACAGAUGGGAUGCCUGGUUGGUAUUGAACCAUGGCACCAAAGUUCAAGGCAGAUCAAAUGGGCUUUUCUCGCGAAUUACUUUCCGGGAGCCCGUAUUUUUGGGUGGCACCGGCAAUAUAACUGGCCUAGCUAAUCGUUUACCCAUAACGGAUGGUUUCUUAGGCUGCAUUAGACGUUUUAUGGCCAAUGAACAUGACUAUAAAUUUGAAGAACAUCCUCUAGGAGAUGUGGUCAAAGGAUUUGAUAUACAGGACUGUGUUACGGACAAAUGUUUCAAAUAUCCUUGUCAACAUGGUGGCAAAUGUUUGCCUUCGGACCAAGGAGCUGUUUGUUUAUGUCCCAUAGGUUUUGUAGGUGAUUUAUGUGAAAUACGCAUGGACUUACAGGUUCCUGCCUUUAAUGGUUCCUCAUUUCUGCGUUAUGCUCCUUUGGCCGAUAGCGCUUUAAUAUGGCUAGAGUUAAAGGUCAUUCUUAAACCUGAGCUGUCGGAUGGUUUAAUAUUGUAUUCUGGUCCCAAACAUCAAGGCGACUUUGUGGCAUUGGCUUUAAGUAAUGGUUUUGUGGAAUUUACUUUUGAUUUGGGCAGUGGACCUGCAGUAGUGAGGAGUCAAUAUCCCUUAAGUAUUGGCCAGUGGCAUACAAUUAAAGUGUCACGAACAGCCCGAUUAGCAGUUUUAAAGAUUGACCAAAUGCCAGAAGUAAUGACUAUAUCUUCAAAUGGUUUUUGGCACCUAUCGUUGCCAGAGAAUCUGUUCGUAGGUGGUGUAAAUCAUGUUGACAAAUUACCAAUGGAUUUGAAAAAUAAACCUUUCUUUAUGGGUUGUAUACAACGUAUUGAAAUAAAUGGCCAUUCACUGGCAAUUGUGUCUGAAGCCUUGGGAGGCACUAACAUAGGCAAUUGUCCGCAUGCCUGUGUGGCAAGACCCUGUGGUCCGUUGGCAGAGUGUGUGCCACAAAUGGAAAGUUAUGAGUGUCGUUGUAGUGCCUACAAUGCCCAAUGCAAUAAAGAGGCCGAAGUAUCGAUAGAAGAAUUGCAAAAGAAUAAGGCAUUGGCCAAGAGCAAACAGCAUGGCACACACAAUGACUUGGAGGGCAGGGAGAGCUACAAACAACAACUGCAACACCAGCAGCAUCGGAAGGGUAUUAACCAUAAGAAAUUUAAAAAGCAACAACAAAUGAUGUGGCACAAGCAGCAACAACAACAGCAACAACAUGGUAAGACCACACAAAAAACCAAGUUAACAACCACAGAAGCAGCAGCUACAACAACAACAACGACGUCUACUACUACUACUACAACAACCACAACUCCUACACCUACAACAACGACAACAGCAGCAUUAAAUUGGCAAGGAUUCAACAAUGUUGAAGUAGACAACAACUUUAUGUUUGAUGAAGUACCGGAAGCAUUGCAACACAUUUUAGACAAAGUUAAUAAUGAUAAUCAAGCGAAUGAUGAUGACUUAGACUUGGACGAUGAUGAGGAGGAGGAUGUUAUGGAAGAUGACGAUUUAGAUGAAAUCGAAGACGAUAUUAUAUUCCGUGACAUUAAAGCCAUGCAUGAACAGCAACUAGAACAACAACAACAGCUACAGCAACAAAUGUUGCAUGCAGCAACAAAAGAAAUCCUAAAUAAAUCUAAGAGCAACGUAAAAUUACAACGAAACCGCAACAAACGUAAACAUACUACUACAAGAUCUACCAGCACGACUACAACAACCACCACAACAACAGCGGCACCGCCAUCAACAACAAAAGUUUACGCCAGAAAGUAUCUGCACACCCAACAGCAGUUUGACAGCAAACCGGAUCCCCAUCAUAAGACACCGAUUGUGGAUAAACCGCAGCAUAAAUUAAGUCGUCUACCCACACACUACGAAAGCUUUCAGACCAACACCGGCAGCGACAUUUUAACCUUUGAUGACCCUGCCGCUUUGGAAAAACAAUGGCGCGACUAUGAACAGGCGUCAAGAGAAGUUAUGCAGGAACAGGAAAUGAAUAUGGAAGCCAGUGAAGAAAACGAUGAAGUUGAUGAUAAUACUGAUGAAGGUGAUGAUGAAUGGGAGGAGACAACACCCACUGCUGAGCAGGAAACACAAAAAGAAGAAACUUUUGUAAUUGAUGAAUCCCUGUUUGACGAUAGCGAUGGCACCGAGGACUAUCAACGCAAACAACUGGCCCAGGAUAUGAAACGCAUUAUGGCCAAUACCAAGGGACCCUAUGUACCCAAACAACCCAAGUUGAUUAUAACCGAAUAUGACUAUAGUAACGAACACUUCGACAAUCAGGAGGAGCAAAACAUUGAUGACAGCGAAAGAAAGAAAUCAUCUCAAGUGGACUCUACCCAAACUCAUACCGAUUGGAGUUUAUUGAGUAAAUUCGAUUUACCAUCCAAUCAAAAUCAUCCCAUAGGAGUACGUAAGAAUUUUGGAGCCUGUUUUGCCGGUCAGGACAGCUAUUUCCACUAUAAUGAUGCAGAAACCAUGAGUCAAAUCAUUAGCUACACUAUUGAUUUGAAUUUGAGAAUAAAGACGAGAUCGGAGAAUGGUGUUAUAUUGUGGACUGGACGAGUGGGUACAACCGAUCAAGAUAACGAUGAUUAUCUGUCGCUGGGCAUAGAGGAGGGUUAUCUGCACUUCCGCUAUAAUUUGGGUUCCGGCGAAGUGGACAUACGUUUUAAUACCACCAAAGUUAGCGAUGGUCUCUGGCAUCGUGUGCGUGCCAUAAGAGACUCUCAAGAGGGUUAUUUAGAGGUGGAUGGGCGCAAGAGUCCAACAUUGAGAUCACCGGGUAAAUUACGUCAAUUAAACACGGAUACAGGUUUAUAUGUUGGUGGCAUGCCCGACGCCAGUUACUUUACACGCCGAAGAUAUUCAUGCGGUAUUAUUGGCUGCAUAUCAGAAAUCGUCCUAGCCGGAGAGUUAAAAAUGAACUUUGAUCCCAAUACAUUGGGGACGGCACACAAUGUCGAAACAGGCAUACUUUGAAACGUCCAGUCGACGUUUCCCCUCACUUGAUAUUAGUUUAAAUGAAAUUUUUUAGAUUUUUAUUUGCAUAUAGAACAAAACAAAAAACAAUGAUAUUUUCACACACACAAAAAAAAAAACAAAAACCUAAAACAAAACCAAAAAAAAAAUGAAAUAUAACAUGUUUGUAAAAAGACGCUUUUAAUAAAUAAUUGAACAAAAAAGAAAAACAAAUUUUAUAAAAUGAAACUUUAAUUAUAAGUAUGAAAAAAAACGAAAGAAAAAAUUAAAAUUAAAAAUAUCAAUCACAAAUGACAAAGAAAUACUUACACACAUACACAACUACACUUGCAAGACUCGCACUAAUAUAUAAACAAAUACAUACAGACACUCUCACACUUACAGACAUACCAGAGACGAGUACCAAGAGCAGACACAAAUCAAGAGCAGGAGAUUGAAAGGAAAGAACAAGGAAAUAAAUAAAACUUUAUCAAAAAGAAUACCUUGGUGUCACUUUCAAGGAAAUAUUUAAUUGUUUACUGUUUUUUUUUGUUGAUUUGUGAGAAAUUGAAAUUAUUUUCUUUUCUUCUCUUUGUUUUUAUAUGAAAAAU